AAUUAGACUACAAUACAUACACAAUCAAGGUUACAGUUUUCCUUCUGGUAGUGUUUUUACAGACAGGUCAUACCCAUGGCUGGUAUGAGCAUUUUGAGGCCUUGUUUGCAAGGAUUUAGGAUAGUGAACAAUAGACUCAUUCAGACGCCGAUUCAGAGACAGUCACAACUAUUAGGACAAGUAUCAGUUCGAAAUGGUGGACAUGAAACCAGAAUGGCCAUUAUUCCCUCCAGAUUUGACUGGACACGAUUUAAAGAUGACUUUAUCUUCUAUCUGAUGCUGGGACUUGUGCCCAUGAUGGCUACUAUUACUUCUAUAAACUUGUUUAUUGGGCCAGCAGAACUGUCUGAGAUUCCAGAAGGUUAUGAGCCAAAGGAAUGGGAGUACUACAAAUCACCUAUUAAGAGAUGGUUGGCAAAAUAUGUGUACGAAGAACCUCAGAAGGAGUAUGAGCGAACAUUGCACUUUCUCCAUGAGAGCCAACAGAAGAGAUACUGGAGAAUAAUGAAAAAAAGAUAUCAGUUCCUGUCCCAAGAAAGGAUGGAUUACCAAGGAUGGUACAUAAUUGAUCCCAGUAAUAGGGCUAAAUUUUAUGCAGAAAAUGCAGCUACAAAAGAAAUGUAUGAUAGAUAAGUAUGCAGGACAGAUUGUCACACUGCUACAAACAACUUGUUUGCUGGAUUUUCAUUGAAAUUCUAUCAAAUACUGUAAUGUGUAAAUAAACUGAAGUUUGUGUGGUGACAAACCUUUUUCAAGUUCUACAUGAAGAAAAUCUCUAAUAAUUUGUUGUAGGUCAAUUCACUAUUAAAGAAUACAAAUUUUAGUGUUUC
This is a messenger RNA of Physella acuta, 830 nucleotides long. RefSeq names its product NADH dehydrogenase [ubiquinone] 1 beta subcomplex subunit 5, mitochondrial. Lineage: Eukaryota; Metazoa; Mollusca; Gastropoda; Physidae. Gene Ontology annotation, cellular component: respiratory chain complex I. The record is from RefSeq and is a predicted model, not a curated record.